Molecule: messenger RNA, 3929 nt
Organism: Oryzias latipes (Japanese medaka)
Lineage: Eukaryota; Metazoa; Chordata; Actinopteri; Beloniformes; Adrianichthyidae
Gene: nr4a3
Product: nuclear receptor subfamily 4, group A, member 3
Biological process (GO): regulation of transcription by RNA polymerase II; cellular response to corticotropin-releasing hormone stimulus
Cellular component (GO): transcription regulator complex; nucleus
Molecular function (GO): nuclear receptor activity; nuclear glucocorticoid receptor binding; RNA polymerase II cis-regulatory region sequence-specific DNA binding
Source: RefSeq, a predicted model, not a curated record
UUGACUUUCUCCCUUCAGACGGCGCACAUAAACAAACCGCGUUACAACUCCACACACUUUAACAAGCACUCAUCAGGCUGACGCUGUCAGCUCACGGGAACGGACGCACUCCUCAUCCACGGAGUUUGAUUUGAUUGUUCUGUUUUGAAUUUUUUGUAUUCUUUUUUCUUUUAACGCUGUAAGAAAAGUCAGAAGAAGAUCCCACAACUUUUUUUACGUUUUUCCGAUGCCUUUUAAAUAACUACAAGAGCAUUUUGAGACAUUUUUCUUCUCAUUAUUUCAACUCUGCGCGGCUUUUCUGGAUGGGAAGGGGAUACUUCACGCAAGGUUCUUACCACAUGUAAAGACGGAACCGCUACAGCAAACCAGUUCGGAAGAGCGCGCCAAGCCGAGCUCGGAGCGAUCGGAUCCUUCCUCUGCGAAUCCCGCCGAGCCCUUUGCGCUCCAGGUUCAACGUCCCGGCCGCAGCCACGUCACCCCUAAACCCCGGACACCCAGCACCAUUCAGCGCGAGGCACUUUCACCAGAUCUAUGGCAUUCUGACAAUGAACAAGCGCGCUCAGUUAUUGGAACAGCUGCAGUUUGUCCAGUUGAAAUGCACACCUCGAGACAUGCCCUGUGUGCAGGCUCAGUAUGGGCCCGCCCCUCCAGGCUCAGCGUACACUGGCCAGUCCUUCAGUUACCAGGGUGACAGCUACGGUUCUGACCUUAUGACCCCUGACUACACCAAGUUGGACUUGAGUGGAAGCGAGAUCUCAGCCGCUGCCACCACUUCACUGCCCAGCUUCAAUGUCUUUGUGGAGGGGAGUUAUGAGCCCAAAUCUUCCUGCCUUUACCAGAUGCCCCCACACAGGCCCAUCAUCAAAAAGGAGGAGGAGAGCUAUCCAACUGCUCCACCACUGGAAGUCAUGUCCUCCUCUUCCAUGUACUUUAAACAAUCCCCUCCUUCCACCCCCACCACCCCAUCUCUGCCUCCACAGCCCAGCACAUCUUUCCUUUGGGAGGAGACAUCCAUGGUCCCUCAGUCACACCCUCACUCCCUAGGCUCAGGCCUGGAAACCGGGCCCCUCAAGUCCCCUCGCUUCCCACACUUCUACCAGCACUCGCCGCCUCACAGCGGGAACAUUGGAGGCUAUGACAACCUGGGAGGGGGACUGGUUCGAACCUCCUCAUCUUCCUCAUCAUCAUCAUCAUCGGUGUCUCAUCCUCACGGUCCACCUCUGGACCAACCCAUGUACCAGCUACACCGCGGGGCUGGGGGCAACAGCCUCGCCUUCCGCUCACUGGCUUUGGGACCAUGCGGCCCUUUGCUAGGGGACAGCCUGCCCUCACCGCCGCCUCGUGGUCCCCAAGGAGAGGGAACCUGUGCAGUGUGUGGAGACAACGCAGCCUGCCAGCACUACGGCGUGCGCACAUGUGAGGGCUGCAAGGGCUUCUUUAAGCGCACCGUGCAGAAAAACGCCAAGUAUGUGUGCCUUGCCAGUAAAAACUGUCCUGUGGACAAGAGGAGACGCAACCGCUGCCAGUACUGCCGCUUUCAGAAGUGCCUGAGUGUGGGCAUGGUGAAGGAAGUUGUGCGUACUGAUAGCUUGAAGGGACGACGAGGACGUCUACCUUCCAAACCAAAAAGCCCCCUGCAGACAGAAGCGCCUCCCCCAUCGCCACCCCUGAGCCUGCUGUCCGCUCUGCUCAGGGCGUAUUCCCACUGCACACCACGAGACCUUGACUACAGCCAGUUCAGUGCUGCUGACCCUCCAUCCGCCUCGUCAGACGCAGAGCACAUCCAUUUGUUCUACAGGCUGCUCACCAUCUCAAUGGAGACCACACGGUGCUGGGCUGAGCGCCUGCCCGGCUUUUCCGACCUUCAACGUGAUGAUCAGAACCUCCUCAUAGACUCCGCCUUCCUGGAGCUGUUUGUCCUACGGUUAGCUCACAGGUCCAUGCUAUCAGAGGACAAGUUAGUGCUUUGUAAUGGCUUGGUGCUGCAUAGGUUCCAGUGCCUUCGUGGAUUCGGAGAGUGGUUGGACUCCAUCCGUGACUUCUCCAACCACCUCCAGAGCCUAAACCUGGACGCUUCAGCCUUCGCCUGCCUGGCCGCCCUCGUACUGCUCACUGAACAAGUUCCCGGUCUGAAAGAACCAAAGCGGGUCGAGGAGCUACAGAAUAAAGUCAUUUGUUGUCUCAGAGACCACCUGGGCUCCAGCCCGUCCUCGUCCUCCUCGUCGUCAAAGGCCGUGCCUCCACUGAGUCGUGUUCUGGGUUUGAGGGCAGAGCUCCGUUCACAGAGGACCCAAGGCCUUCAACGAAUUUUUUACCUAAAGCUGGAGGACCUGGUACCACCUCCACCUUUGAUUGACAGGUUUCUGGACACUCUGCCCUACUGACAGACCAGGCUGAACGCAGAAGAGUACUUAUGUCACUGCCUGGUCAGGCCUUACCCCUCCAUGUGCCCAGAUGAGAAACAAACUCUCUGAUGUGGAGCAGCAGGAGCCAGCCGAAUGAGCUCCGUGUGAGAGCUCUUUUAACAGAAAACGAACAGCCAACAGAAUGCUCUUCACCUGUAUAAAAGACUAUUACGCAAAUGCUUUACCACUUUUUUUUUAAUCCUCAUGUUUUUUGUCACUUGAGAGACAAUGCUAAGAUGCAGAUGGAGCACUGCAAAAAAGAAAUUUUACUGCCUCUCUUUAUUUGGGUGGCAGCUCACUCUACAAAAACAGAAAAGAAAAAAAAUCAAUCAUUAGUACUGUUUAUCUCUGUUUUUGCCUGGCUUUUUCUUUCUGCCUCUUUUUUUGAAUCAAAGGUGAGGUGACAUAUUUUCUGAACUGGUGAUUUCACAAUGACAUCCAGAUUACCUCCUGCUGAAAUGAAGAAUGUUUUUUUUUUUCUUUGUUUUAGCCAGAUGACAAAAUAACAGAGGAAACAUGUCAGCGCAGAUGCAGAUAUUUCAUCAUCCUAAAGGUUUCUGUAGAUGUGGGCUCCUAAUUACAAGUGCAAUUUUAAGUGCUGUCUCGUAAUAGUGAGAGACGGAGGAGGAAAAGUUCUGUUUUCAAACUCUAAAUUAUUUUAAUACAAAGACUUGACCUGUGCUGCCAGUAGCUGAACUGAAGAGAUGCCUUCCCCAGCCAGCUUUACACAGCAGAAGCGAAACUGUGCACUAACAAUUGAUGACUGAGUCACCCAGACUGGAACUUGCUCCGCCAUGUGUUUCUAGAUUUUUGAAAUCACUGGUCAAGAGAGAUCGUGGACGGAUGAACAUGAUCGGCUUUUAAGGCACUUACACUCAAGAAGGGCACGAGGCGUAGACACACACCCUCUAUACUCACCAGGACGAUGAUGGGGAGUCACGAAGACAAGGGUGCUCGACAGACAGCUGCUCGCUCAUGGGGUGAAACAUUCCACAUGUAUGUUUUUUUUUUUCUUAACAUUUCUAUUGUGGAGACUGUGUGAAACAGUGGAGGACAUAGUGUAUUUGUGUACAUUUUGAAAAGUCAGGAACAUGUGCAUGGUGCAGAAGCUGUUAUGGGGUUGCUAAAAGCGUUUCUGAACAGCCUGGCCCAUGUUUGUGUGUCUCAAACUGCAGAACUAUGGGGAUCUCCCUCGGCCUCCACCACCCACUCACACCCUCACAGCAGCCGUUUGAAAAUGAAAAACGCAAAGUCUAUAGAUAUAAAUAUAAUAUAAAUAUAUAAAUAUAUAUAUUCAAAACUAAUAUUUUGAAGUGUUUUUAGCUUUUUCAAAUAUUGUGGUACGAGUUGUGUAUUUGUUUUUUUGUUUGUUUUUUGAAAAAAAGAGAAAUGAGAAAAAAAAGGCUGUUUUUUCAAUGUCCCUCCUCUGUUGGAGUUUCCUGUUUAUUUUCUCUCUCUUUUGUUCACUGGAUUUUCUGUUCAGCACUUUGAAAUCAUAAACUAGUUCUGAUUAUUCUGACCCUA